Messenger RNA from Colletotrichum acutatum, 2473 nucleotides. Its product is annotated as E1-E2 ATPase-domain-containing protein. Gene Ontology annotation, cellular component: membrane. The record is from RefSeq and is a predicted model, not a curated record. Gene Ontology annotation, biological process: copper ion homeostasis; monoatomic cation transport. The transcript has a single exon. NCBI's taxonomy places the organism in Eukaryota, Fungi, Ascomycota, Sordariomycetes, Glomerellales, Glomerellaceae. The annotation marks the transcript as partial. Gene Ontology annotation, molecular function: P-type divalent copper transporter activity; ATP hydrolysis activity; ATP binding.
ACCCACUCACGAGAAGCCACUCGUUACCGUAAAGUACACGCCCAGCGCGCCUUCGUUCACCAUUCGACAAAUCCUAUCCGCCAUCGAUGCCGCCGAUCCUGCCUUUAAGGCAUCGAUUUACCAUCCGCCUAGUCUCGAGGAGCGCUCAAAACUCAUUACACAAAAGCACCAGCAGCAGCUCCUUAGACGAGUCUACUUGACGUUUGUCAUCGCCAUCCCGACUUUCAUCAUUGGUAUUGUCUACAUGAGUCUGGUUCCCGACACAGACAAGGGCAAGCAUUACCUCAUGAAGCCAUGGACUUUGGGCAUCGACCGAGCCCAGGUCGCCCUAUUCGUCCUCGCAACGCCGGUGUACUUCUUUGGCGCCGACGUCUUCCACAGCAGAGCUAUCAAGGAAAUUAGGAAUUUGUGGCGCAAGGGCAGCAAGACGCCCAUCCUUCGUCGAUUCUACAAGUUUGGAAGCAUGAACAUGCUCAUGUCGCUCGGAACGACCAUUGCCUACGUUUCUUCCAUUGGUCAAAUGGUUGCUGCCGCCAUCAACAGGCCUACAAAGGUUGACGACACGCAGUUCUACUUUGACUCCGUCGUUUUCUUAACUCUUUUCCUGCUCCUGGGUCGCCUAAUCGAAUCGUACAGCAAGUCGAAAACUGGCGACGCGGUCGAGAUGCUGGGCAAGCUGCGACCUACCACGGCCAUCCUCGUCACCAAGGACUCUAUUGGUAAGACCACUGACACCGUCGUUGGCGUGGACAUGCUCGAGUACGGAGACGUUGUGCGCGUGCCUCACGGUGCGUCGCCUGCCGCAGAUGGAAUCGUGGUACAGGGCGAAGGCAGCUUCGACGAGUCUAGCUUGACAGGCGAGUCUCGCCUCAUCAAGAAGGCACCGGGCGACGAGGUCCACGCAGGUACGGUCAACAAGGAUUCCGCUAUCCAGGUACGCAUCACAGGUGCAGCGGGCGCCUCCAUGCUGGACCGGAUCGUCUCCAUUGUCCGAGAGGGCCAGACGAAGAGGGCACCUAUGGAGCGCGUCGCCGACGUGCUGACGGCCUACUUUGUCCCCAUCAUCACCCUGAUUGCCGUCAUCACAUUCUUCACUUGGUUGAUUCUCGGCUACGCUGGCGUCCUCCCGAGAGACUACCUCGAUUCGGAGGGCGGAUGGGCUGGCUUUGCGCUGCAGUUUGCCAUUGCCGUCUUCGUCGUCGCCUGUCCCUGCGGUCUCGCUCUCGCGGCUCCCACAGCCAUCUUUGUCGGUGGCGGUCUCGCAGCCAAGCAUGGAAUCCUUGCCAAGGGAGGAGGCGAGGCGUUUGAAAAGGCCAGCAACGUGGACGUAGUUGUCUUUGACAAGACGGGCACGCUCACCGUCGGCGGCGAGCCAAAGGUUACGGACGCCGGGCUCUACCUCGAGGGGAGCAGCCUCGAACGCGGCAUGGUUCUGGCCACUCUACGAGCGAUUGAGGAGAACAGCAGCCACCCCGUAGCAAAAGCCAUCGUCUCCCACUGCACCUCGCAGACGGAUGCCUGGGUCGACGUCGACAGCCUUCAGGAACUGCCCGGCAAGGGCAUGAAGGCCACGAACCGCGGGGCGAGGCCCGACGAGGCAUUUGACAUGAUUGUCGGCAACGAGUCGCUGAUGCGCGAUCACGCCGUCCACUUUGACGAAGGCGUGUCCUCUCAACUACAGAAGUGGAAGAGCGAGGCUAGAUCGGUCGCCUUGGUCGCCACUAGACCUACUACUACUACUUCUACCACAACGUCAGACGACCACCCCUGGACCCUCGUCGCGGCGCUCUCCAUCGCCGAUCCCAUCCGGCCCGAGGCGGUCCGCAUCAUCAAAGCCCUCCACGAGCAAGGCACCCGCGUGUGGAUGCUCUCGGGCGACAACGUCGUGACCGCCAAGGCCGUUGCGGCCCUGGUGGGUAUCGACCCGGACAACGUGCUCGCCGAGGUCCUCCCCUGGGAAAAGGCGGACAAGAUCACGUACCUGCAAUCGGUCCUCAAGGCGCGGGCUGGGGGCGGCGGCGACGAGCACACGGGGAAGCGCGCCAUGGUGGCCAUGGUUGGGGACGGUAUCAACGACUCGCCGGCGCUGACCAAGGCGGACGUAGGCAUCGCUAUCGGCAGCGGCAGCGACGUGGCCAUCUCGAGCGCGGAUUUCGUGCUGGUAACGAGCGACCUCCGAGCCGUGGUAACGCUGCUCGCGCUCAGCCGGACCGUGUUCAGGAGGAUCAAGGUUAACUUUGGGUGGGCUGUCAUCUACAAUCUGCUGGCGAUUCCCAUCGCCGCCGGCUGUCUGUAUCCGAUUGUCGUGAAUGGUGGGCGGCAGCACGUGCGGCUGGACCCUGUGUGGGCCAGUCUCGCAAUGGCGCUGUCUAGUAUCAGCGUCGUGCUGAGUUCGUUGGCGUUGAGGAGUAAGGUGCCGUGGCUUGGGUUCCGGGCGAAGAAGAUUGAGUAGGGGGGGGGGGGAUUUUGAAUU